Brassica napus (rape) is the source of this 1816-nucleotide messenger RNA. RefSeq lists its product as uncharacterized. The record is from RefSeq and is a predicted model, not a curated record. NCBI's taxonomy places the organism in Eukaryota, Viridiplantae, Streptophyta, Magnoliopsida, Brassicales, Brassicaceae. The transcript has a single exon. Bases 931 to 1773 code for a protein of 280 amino acids.
GGGUAAUUAGUGAAUGUAACAAACUUGGAUGUCGGUUUCAUGUUAUGUGUUCUGUUUGUAGUAAUAAAAUCAUGUUAUGUUUCAUGUUAUGGGUUGUAUGUCUUUAUGUUUCAAUGUUAUAAAUGUUUCUGUUGUAUGUGAUAUAUGAUGUUAUGUUAAUGCUCAAUGUUCUGUUUCUUGUUCAAUGUGUUAUGUUUGUGCUCAAUACGAUGUGUUUCACGUUUUAAUAAUUGUGUGUUCUGUUUCUUUGUGCAGAGAUAUGAAGAGAGUGUCAUGAGAUGUCUGGAAGUAGACACAAGAUGGACGUUUAGUCACGAGAGGUUUGUUUGUUUGUGUCACGUUCGGUCACAAGAGCAUGCAGAGAUAUGAAGAGAAGUUUGUUUGUUUGUGUCACGAGCUGUGUGUAUGUGGGCUUGCUGUUUCUAGUUUGUUGUUUUCCUAUAGUCACGAGUGUAAUAUGAUACGUCUUUGGUUAUAUAAACGGUUCAUUCACCAAGCAUUUGAAUGAGAAAUUAUUCUUCUCUUCCUCUCACCAACUACCAAAGAAUAAAUUGUUGCUUCUUCUCCUUCUCUCCCAAAGUUUCAUUCUUUACUUUCCUUUCUCUCCAAAAUUUAAAUAAAUUUCAGUCUCUCCUUGAAACUUAAAUUUUCUUAAAAACUUUCCAUAUCUUGAUCACAAAUAUGGCUUCGUCAUCUCAUCACACUUUUGAGGGAGAGGGAGAGGGGGUUGAUGAUGAAACGUUUGAUCAAUAUUUCGAUCAAACUCUUCAAAAUUUAUCCAUUGAGUGUGAUCGAGAAGGCGAAAGAAAAAAAAUAAAACAACGAGUCCAUAUCGAACGGAAUCGUGAAGAAGGCGAUAUACGUUUAUAGAAUGAUUAUUUCAGUGAAACUCCGACAUAUCCUAAAAAACUCUUCCGACGACGAUUUAGAAUGAACAAGUCAUUGUUCAUUCGUAUUGUUCAUCGACUCUCCAAUGAAGUUGAAUACUUUCGACAAAAGAAAGAUGCUCUCGGAAGGCUUGGUCUCUCUGCACUUCAAAAGUGUACAGCCGCCAUUCGUGUCUUGGCCUAUGGUUCUGCGGCUGAUGCUGUUGACGAAUACCUCCGCCUCGGUGAAACUACCACUCUUGCAUGUGUGGAACAUUUUGUAGAAGGAGUAAUAAAUUUAUUCGGCGAUGAGUAUCUAAGAAGACCAACACCGGCUGAUCUUCAACGUCUACUUUAUAUUGGUGAGCAACGUGGAUUUCCCGGGAUGAUAGGAAGUAUCGAUUGUAUGCAUUGGGAGUGGAAGAAUUGUCCCACCGCUUGGAAAGGGCAAUAUUCACGUGGUUCGGGAAAACCCACAAUCGUUUUAGAGGCGGUCGCUUCGUAUGAUCUUUGGAUAUGGCAUGCGUUUUUUGGACCUCCAGGUACCUUAAAUGAUAUCAACGUUCUUGAUCGCUCACCUGUUUUUGAUGACAUUAUAAAAGGUCAAGCUCCGCAAGUUACUUACUUUGUCAAUGGAAGAGAGUAUCAUUUGGCUUACUAUCUCACUGAUGGUAUUUAUCCGAAAUGGGCAACUUUUAUCCAAUCUAUUCCAAUACCACAAGGUCCGAAAGCGACUUUAUUUGCUCAACAUCAAGAAGCUGUCCGAAAAGAUGUCGAGCGUGCUUUUGGAGUCUUGCAAGCUCGUUUUGCCAUUGUUAAAAAUCCAGCACUUUUUUGGGAUAAAGCCAAAAUUGGGAGGAUUAUGAGAGCAUGUAUCAUACUCCAUAAUAUGAUAGUAGAAGACUAACGAGAUGGAUACACUCAUUUUGAUGUGUCAGAGUUCCAACCAG